CAUCAGUGCAUUUGUCUAUUUCAUUGACGAGCCGGGGAUUUCUCUUCGCCUGUGUGAGUAUAUAACUGUUAAUAUCUCGCGAACCCAUGCUCGAAAUUCAACCGAAUUUUAACUGUUCACAGGAAUUAUGACGGGGAAAACGACUAUUGCGUCAGAUUUUUGUUUCAACCCCGGGGGUCGGCUGUAGAAGGGACCACACCCACUGUACAAUACGAGCACAGCUGACCCAUUUCCUCUAUACAAGUAUACUAGUAGUUCAUAGUUUGGAGGCAGUUACUCCGAAGACAGUCAAGUUCAAAUUCUAUGGCGAUCAAGUUCGGCGAGAGGGAUUUUAAUACACGUGCGUUCUAAAGUGAUAUAUGUAUGUGUUUAUAUUGUUCAUUCUCGUGCAGCAGACUUCUUGAUAAUGGAUACAUAUACUGGAUAUUGUGUUGUGGUGGUUCGUUUGUGUGUGAUAUAAUUUUUUUUAAUAAAUAAUAAAAACUUUGAGCGGCGCGUGUGUGGUGUCAGUGUCGGGCGGAGGACGGACAAACAGACGGACGGAAUGAGUGUGCCGGUGUGUCGGAGGGGUAGAAGCUCGGGCACAUUCUGUCACUCGUCCCAACUGGCGACAUGAGCGAGCCGCCGCUGGGAGGUCACGAAUGUGGAACUACACUCCGCCACUCCCCUAUGCCGAUUUCUGAUUAUAAUGUGUUCAAAUGUUCCCACUAUUCGAAAGCGCCGCGUGCCAGUCACCCUACUGCUAGUGAUAACCUGUCUGCUACCCGUGACGUCAUCGCUACCUCUCUCCCAGUUCUUCCCGUUCAAUACCACGUACGGAGACCAGUCUACCAAAGCGACGGACGACGGGGGGUCGGGCAAAAUCCAACUCAAUAUCAGCUUCCCGUUCUUCAACAAGAGUCAUAAUAAAUUAUUUGUAAACAACAAUGGAGUGAUAUCAUUUUUGAAGGAACUUAAAACCUACAAACCAGAAGACUUUCCUCUACAAAACGAAACACCAAUCGUUGCGCCGUUUUGGGCUGACGUUGACGUGACGAUUGGCGGGACCGUGUACUACAGGGAGAGCGAGGACCCAGUCAUCCUGGCGAAGGCAACCAACGAAAUCACUCAAUAUUUCCAUUCCCUUCGACGUUUUAAGGCCGCCUGGGUGUUCAUUGCCACAUGGGAUAACGUGGGCUUUUACGGGGCAACAGACAAAACGGGGAAAAGCAAGAGAAAUACAUUCCAAGCCGUGCUCAUAACAGACAGUGUGCGGUCGUUUGUCAUCUUCAACUACAACAAGAUCGAAUGGACGACCGGAUCGAACAGCGGCGGUUCCACUAACACCGGUCUAGGAGGAAACCCAGCCCAGGCCGGUUUUAAUGCCGGGGACAAGAAAACCUAUCGGGAAAUCCCCGGAGCCCGGAACCAUUCUGUCGUGAACCUCACUCUGACAACGAACGUGGGCCAGCCUGGGAAAUGGGUUUUCCAAGUGGACUCUGAAACUAUCGUUGGACGCUGCUCAGAAAGUGGUUCUGGCGAGCUGUAUGUUACCCGGAGCAGCGGUUCAAUGCUUGGUGGUGAAGAAAUUCAAAUCUCAGGACCUUGUUUUAGUGAUUCAGACACUCCCGUUGCGAAGUUUGAUGAUUUAAACGUCACAUUCCCAUGUACUGUGGAUAGUAGGACUGGCUCAGCUGUGUGUGUGACCCCCACUGUGUUCAGAACUGGUAGUCUCAGACUCUCUAUCAGUGUUGCUAAUAGUCACUGGAAUUUCACAGGACACUUUACAACAGUGAAUGUAGCUGAAGUGAAGCCACAGGUCCAGCGCCACAACCCGGAGCAGUGGAUUGUGGGAAGUAACAAUAACCUUCAGAUAUCCUGGGACCCUUCAUUAUUAGAGUCGACUCAAGUGACUGUUGAAGUUCUAGGAUACGAGCUUGUCGAUGAAAUGCCUCACUUUGUGCCUGUUGCUACCUUAAAGGUUUCCAAUAAUGGCAAGGUGUCUUUCAUAAUGCCGAAAAUGCCUCAGUCAGUGUCGUCUGCCAUUUGUAAAGUCAGUACAAGUUCAAACAAUGGUGAAAGUCUGAGCCGAGCGCUGUGGUCGGAUGUGUUUCCCGUGAGACGGUCGGACAACUUGUUCUCCAACAACUGGUGUGUCGCGUGGAUGAAGCAGGAUCGCCUACAGACCCCUCUGAACCGCUCCGAGCCGUGUCCGUGCGUCUUCGAGCAGGCUGAGAGCGACACGAGUCGGUACCAGGCCGAUCCGCUCUGUCGCUACGGCGACACAAGCUUUCUCAACUGUAUAUAUAGAGCCCAAACCAAAAAGUGCCUAAUGUUAAAUUAUCAAAAAAAGGAUUUUAGCAGUCAGGUGUGUUGCUAUGAUAGCGACAAUGAGCUGCUGGAUGCACGUUCAUCGACGGGGGGCGGGACAGUGGACCGGUACCACUACAAGUCUCAGGGAGAGAACGUGACGGCGUUCUUCACAUACUACGAGCAGGACGUCCUGCCUCAUCUACACUGCUGCACAUACUCCACGGAGAGACAGCUGUGUGUCGAGUUCCUCAAACUCAGACAGCCAACCACCUGCGAGGGCUACUCACCACCAGCUGUAGCCCAGGCUGCCGGCGACCCUCACCUGGUGACUCUGGACGGGAAGUCGUUCACGUUCAAUGGAGAGGGAGAGUUCGUCCUCAUAGAAGACGUCAAUGGGUCCGUUAUCGUCCAGGUGCGGGCCGAGAGAGCCACAGACCCUCAAGGUCAGAGACAGAAUGCGACGGUGUUCACGGCCAUUGCGAUGCAGAUCACGAAUGUGUCGGACGUUUUCGAGAUACAGAUGGACACGGAAACCGUGGUGAAGAUCCUUGUAAAUAGUGAAGAGCUUCUAGAACCUACCUCAGAUCUCAAUGGUCUCAAAAUAACUCUCAAACAAACAGGAAACUCAACAGCUGAAGUGAAUGUUGUCAUGGAAACAGUGGGAAUGUCCUUCUUGAUUCAAGUUACACAGUAUCUCAUAAACAUCAUGCCUACUGUAGGAUCUGCCGCACUGAAAGGAAAUUUGCGGGGGUUGCUUGGUAACUAUAAUGGGGACCCAUCAGAUGAGUUCACUGCAAGGAAUGGAACAGUGAUUUCUCCAGAUUCAUCCAUGAGUGACAUUCACUUCCUGUUUGGAAUGACAUGGGCUGUUCCACCAACUGAUCGUCUGUUCACCCAGAGUGGGCGAGGAAAUGUGGAAGAUUCUGAAAACUCAACGUUUGUGCCGGACUUCCUGGACGCGUUCAACGUGACGAUGUUGCGUAACGGCACGCGUGAGGUGUGUGGCGACAACAUCCAGUGCACGUUUGACUACCAGGUGACGGGAAAUGCAGACAUUGCUGACAGCACCAAGAAGUUCACCAAACUCUACAACGAACGCAUCAACAGCAUCAAGCUAGUGAUUCGUUGUCCGUAUAUUCCGGAGAUCGAGAACGGAAACCGGACGGUGUCGGGCCGUACUGAGGGCUCAGUGGCAGAGUUUGUGUGUGACCCGGGUUUCGACUUGCUCGGAGAAAGUCAGCUCGUCUGUGUGGACAACAAUGGAGAAGGAAGGUGGAGCUCUUCACUGCCAGUCUGUGGAAAGAGAGUGUCUCCUCCGCCCCAGACCACACUGAGUAUGGAACUUAUGAUAGCAAUUGGAUCGGGAGCAGUGUUGGUGGUGUCAUUUAUCGGAAUUCUUAUUAUAGUGCUCGUCAGAAGUAGGAGGAGAAGACACGUCAAACUCAAGAGCCAAGUAGAUGAAGGGUCCAUUGGGGAGAUAGAAUUGCCGACUAUUUUCCCGACUACGAACAUUCCAGGACCAGUGUUUGAGAAUCCUCUCUUUAUAAACAGUCUUCAGAAACUUGGUGACGGUGGCUCGUAUCGGAUUCCAAGACCAACUUACGUGGAUCCGAGUAUAUUCUCAGAGUUCUUCUAGUGAGCACUGCCAGAAUGUUGGGACUAAUUGAAGCUCACUACGCCAGCUGUCACAUCUCGAUACUCUUGGUAUGGCACGUAGGAUGUUUGCACCACCAGUGAUUGCAUGACGGUGAGGACAGUACGAUGAAUCCUGGACAGGAACGGUUAACCCUGGACAGGAAUGGUGAAUCCUGGACAGGAACGAUGUAUCCUGGACAAGAACGGUGUAUCCUUGAGGUGAAAGAUAUAGCCUGGAUGUGAAUGGUGUAUCCUUGACAUGAAUGUUGUAUCCUCGACAGCAAUGGUGUAUUCUUGAUGCGAAUUGCAUAUCCUGGACAUAAAUGGUACAGGUGUAUCCUGCAUCCUUCUAGUGCAGACGUUAUAUAGGGUUUGUGUCCUACACAUCAACCUAGAGCUGUAAAAGUUGAUUUCUCAUUGUGUGUGAAAGACAAUUCAUGUACGAAAUGCAAUUUGUCGAAGCAGUUUUCAGAUGUGAGCUGUUUGUUGAAACAACCUAUUGUUAGUGAAUACGACCUUCUGGACAAUAUGAAAGCUUGUCAGAGUCAUUAUGUUUGAACAUUUUCAACUGAGUGGUAAAUGUUUGUGUUUUCAAGUUUAGAAAUUGCAUGUCCCAGCUAUAAAGUGGAUGACACCGUUUGUGUUAUCAGUGAAAGUAGUAGACGAGAUAACACUGUUUCACUCUCAGUGAAAUAUGAACACAUGAUGACGUGCGCUGAGGUACUAUCAGAGAUAUGACAAUAUCAUAUCGUCUAGCCUCUGGGUGGGAAUCACUGUGAUCACUGCAGUGUAAUACAGGUGAUGUGUCAGUAAUAUCUGAACAGUCGUCGUGUGAAGGACACUUAUUAUCAGUGACUCACAAAACAACGACUGUGUACAGAACGCUUUGUAGACGGUGAAAUAUAAAAAAACUCCAGUGUCAAGAGUUGUAUACUGUCUGUGAAAUACAACUCAUACAGUAUAGAAAGAACACUUCUUACUGAAGGGGAAAAUACAACAAAAAGGCAUUGCAAAGAGUUGUAUACUGAUUGUGAAAUACAACAAGUACAGUGUAAAUAACACUAUUAAAAGUGAAACCAAAUCUGCAAUGUAUAGGAAAUACAACAAAUGUAGUUUAAUGAACACUAUAUUAAAAGUGAAAUGUAAUAAAUAACUGCAAUAUAAGGAAAACUGUAUACUGGCAGUGACAUACAAAGCAAAAACCAACGCGUGAAAUAGGAACUAGCAACAGUGUAAAAAACGUUUAUCGUUAAAGUACACUGCAGGCACUCUGUCAUCAGUGAAACAUUGGAUACAGUGAAUAUGUCAUGGCACAUUGCUGUGGUAUCAUUAUAGUAUAAUGCUGGAUUAGAAGGUUUUGAGAAACAUGUUUUAACAUAUUACACCAUGAUUGGAUCUGGUCACAUUUAUUACAGUUCACACUACACAGGUAAUCUGCUGGUGAUAACAGUAUGAAUAUUGAUAAUUCGUUGAUGGGAUGGGUGGCUGGGUGGAUCCAGGGUGUGAGUGACACAGAAGGGGACCUUUUAGUUUGGAAGCUGGGAUGUGAUGUUGCCAUUUUUUAUUUUAAAAUCUAUUAUUUUUCUAUAAAAAACAUUCACGGUAGAUAGAAUUUGAUUAAUAAUUAUUGAAAAUGACCUUUGUUUGAGUGUGGCAUAGAGGUUUCUGCAUUGUGAAGAUCAUUUCAGUUGUAGAAGUCCUCAGUUUAUUUCUCGUUUUUAGUUAUUUUGCAUUACAUACAAUUUACCUAACACCUGUAUAAAAUAUACAAAGCAAAUUAGUUUAUUACCAGCAGAUUAUCUUAACAUGAGAUACUCGGUGUGCUGUUCAUUUUAUCAUUUUGAACAGAGGGCAGAAUGAAUGAAUAUUAUUAAAGCAUAAAAGUCGGCAAUAUGGAGAAGAUGAUACAAUGUACAUGUAAUAUAUGAAACAAUUAUAUAAAGUUGGCAGCAAUCGAAAGAAAAGCUAUACAAUACAAACUGCAGGGAAAAUAUUUAUAUUAAUUAUGUUAAUAUUAAUCUUGUUCUCUGAAGUCGGCGUGUAAUGUUCUAUCUUUGCAAGAUUGGUUUGUGUGGACAGGUUUUCUCGAUUAUGUGUGAGAGAUGGAAUGUAAUAUGGAGAGUCAUAAUAGCUUUUAUCCUUCAGUCGUCAAAGUCUUAAGGCCACGUCACACGAUACGAGCGCCUCGUAUGAGAAUAGCCGACAAGACAAACAUGAUUUCGUGGGAUGCUAUGCAAUUGGCUGUUUCUGUAUGGUGCACUUGUAUCGAGUGGCGACGCCUUUAGCCAGAUAUAAUAUGUAGGUAAACAUAAGGCAUUGAAUAUUUCUGUCUCUGUAAAUCUUGUUUUAUAUUUAAUAUUUACUUUUGUUACUUAGAUAUUUUUAUUUUUAUUAUCAGUUGCAGUCAGAUUUUAACUGACAUUAAAAAUAAUACAUAAAAAUACACACAUUAAAUAUAAAACGCGAUAUUUAGAGUCUGGAAUAUUUUGUCUUGAUAAACGUAGACAUGAUGAGUGUUGUAAAUCUUAUCAUGUGGUGUUUCUACGUAUGCUCAUUAGUAUUUCUAAUUCCUAAUUCCACAUAAUUUACUUGAAUGUUUUAUGCAUUCGAAUGCAUUGUUGAACUAACCAUUUUGACUCGUAUACUGAUGGAAAGAAAUAAGGGAAAACAUACAUAGUAACAGCAAAUACUGACUGCAACCAAAACCCUCAUCUGUUGUGUCAGGAUGUUAACUGUGUUACUGGCAGUGAAUCCCACACUUGUUAUAUUCAAGCCCACACUAUAUCUCUAUAUAUUAUACCGACAUUACUACACUAGCAGUGUAUGAACUGUCCUCACAAAUGCGAUAUGUUUCCUUGUUUAUUUCCAUCAGUGUAUUUAGAUUUUUGAAAUCGUCAGAAGUAAUCUGUUAGUAGAUUUGAAAGCAUUUCCUUCAAUUCCACGUAAUUUACUUUGUUUUAAGAUAAAGCAAAUGGCCACUUACUGCAUACGAUUUUUGGUUUUCUACUGCGCAAGUGGAACAUCAAAAUCUCGAGGGAGUAACCUAUUUUAAUUAUUUUAAGGCUAUAAUUAGAGCAUUGACCUGUUUGAAUUAGCUGGUGGGUGGGGUAAAAAAACAAAAAAGAGGCUACAAUUUGAAAGUAUAAUAUAAAAUCUCCAAUAAUUAAUCCAUGUAUACCUUCUAUCAUCUAUGUUGUUAAAGGUUAACACUUAAAGGUAGUGUUUUGUACUUUUGAGAUGAUAUUAAUACUAGUAUGCGAUUAAAAUAUUAGAGUUUGAUGUAGGCUGUCGUUCCUACUGUCGUGUGCUAUAUCUAUGUUACCAUCAAAUCAUGUAACGGUGCUUGUGAUUGGUCAAGAUGGCGAGUUGUACAUAAUAUGUAAAAUAUGCUAAUCAGCAACAAGGGUGGGUUUUUUUUUUUAAGUCAACGUUAAAUGUUUAAAGUGCAAUGUUAUGAAUAAUACACCCACGGAGAGUCGCUCUAUUACUGCAAUACACUGGAGUGAAAAGAUGUAUGCACAGACUAAAGAAAAGUGUUUGGAUGCGAUUUUGUCAAGUGCGAGUAACCACGUGUUCUCUCGAUGUGACGUAUAGUAACGAUUUGUAACAUGCAUUAUAAUUGGUCGAAAGCCAUGAUUGGUCUGAAGUUUUAAUUACAAUUUUGCCAUAGAAAAUAAGACGUAUAGUCCUCAUUUACUGGUUGGUACUGGGUUCGAUUCCCAGUACCGUAUGUAGAUUAUGCAGUUAUUUUCAGUGGCUUAACUGGUAUAUGUAAGAAACUUACACCUACUUCUCGCUCACUAACCACCAACAAACAAAGCAUCAUAACCCCAUUGUGGACGGACACAGUCCAGAUAUUGAGGUGUUUGCAAAGGGCAGCAUAUUUUAACGUUAAGUGGAUAUAAGUACGAAAGUAAAAUGAAAUUAACUUUAAUAUUAUGAAGGUAUUAUGAAUAAUUAGGCCUAUGUCAUCCGAAAUAGUUUGAGUUGGCUAUGAUCGAAGAAAAUUGUAUGCUACACAUCUCAUUACUAUGGAUUUUCAUCGCGAAAAGGUUUUCUGGGUGUUUCUGUUUUUAUAAUUGGUGCACAAUUAUCCUGCAUUAAUUCAUGCAUUUGUCGAGCCUGAUGUGUGUGUCUGCGACUACUUAAUAUAUAAUUAUCGUGUCAUAAUUUUAUUUCUUUUCAGAACUAUGAACCAUGUUGUACAUAUGUGAAUUUGUCAAACCCUCCUGUAUAUAAGAAGUAAUUUCCCUCUAGUCAUCAAUUAUGGGCUUUCUAGGUGAGCAGUCACCACAAAAUGGCUGCCUGCUCAUGUUGCUAAGGAAGUGUAUGACUGUCGUUAGGCGCAUGUGACAAUCACCGGUGCUUUGAUUCUAUUGGCUGACGUGUGCCUUAUGACGUCUUUGUAAAUCUGAUUUCUGUCGUCAUGUUUUAUGAUAUAUACACAGGGUAUAACCUAACAUGUCUUUAGGUACUAUGUGUACUAUGAUGUUGUUGAAUUGCACAAAUUAUAUCAAAUAAAAACAAACAUAAAUAAAUAAAUACAUAGAUAUCUUGUACUAGAUCGCUUUGCUGUGUAUUAAAGUACACUGUUUGAUUAGAAACUCAUUUU
Messenger RNA from Gigantopelta aegis, 8539 nucleotides. Its product is annotated as sushi domain-containing protein 2-like. Gene Ontology annotation, biological process: cell-matrix adhesion. Bases 689 to 3928 code for a protein of 1079 amino acids. NCBI's taxonomy places the organism in Eukaryota, Metazoa, Mollusca, Gastropoda, Neomphalida, Peltospiridae. The transcript is spliced from 18 exons. The record is from RefSeq and is a predicted model, not a curated record.